CCAGCCCUCCUGGACGGCCACUGCGGGGACGGGGACGCGGACGGGCCGCCGCCGCCACCGCUCUGCCCCUGCAACCCGCGGAGCGCGCCCCGCGACGGCUCCCGCCCGGCUCUCAGCUCCCCCGGGGGAUCCAUUUCCGUCUUGCCUUCGCCGGUGACGCCGGUGACGCACUGCAGCCCCGCGGAGAUGCUAUCUCGUCACCUGCAGGCCGGGACCCCCGCCCGGGCGGGAAGCAGGAGAUAGAGCCAGGCGGCCGCCCGCCGGCCCGCACCCCGUCCCCCGCGGACCUCAGGGAUGUGGCCGCCCCAGUGACGGCCCGCGGCCCCGAGGCUGCCCUGGUCGGGCGGAGCCCGGUGUGAGGAGCGGCUGCUCCGGGCGCGGGCGCGUGUGGAGCCCCUGGAUGGAGCUUGGGACCCGGGCCCCUCAUGUCUGUCCUGCUGACUCUGUGUGUGGCGCUCCUGCCCCUGGCGACCCCCGGCCAAGGCGUCCGGCGAUGGGAGCCCUGCACGGACCUGCGGCCCCUGGACAUCCUGGCAGAAGCGGUCCCUCCCGAUGGCGUGGCGGCGGGCAUCAGGGUGACGCGGGUCCAGGGUGCACGAGGACUCCAGCUCUCGGCCGCCGCCCCCCACACCCUGAGCUUCCCUGCCUCGAGGAUCUUCUCCAGAUGUGACCUCUUCCCGGAAGAAUUUUCCAUUGUCGUGACCUUGAACGUUCCCAGUCUCCCUCCUAAGAAGAACGAGUACCUGUUCACGGUGGUGGCCGAGCAGGACGCGCUGCUGCUGGGUCUGCGCUACUCCGCGGCGCAGCUGCACCUGCUCUUCCUCAGCCAGGACGCGGCGGGCACCUGGCAGACCCGCGUGUCCUUCCGCAGCCCGGCUCUGACUGACGGCCAGUGGCACACGCUGGUCCUGGCUGUGUCCGAAGGCGCCUUCUCCCUCACCACGGACUGCGGCCCUCCCGUGGACAUAACGGCUGACAUGCCCUUCCCGGCCACCCUGUCGGUGCGAGGAGCCCGGUUCUUCAUCGGCAGCCGGAGGAGGACCAAAGGCCUGUUCACGGGCCUGGUGAGGCAGCUGGUUCUGCUGCCCGGCUCAGAUGCCACCCCAAGGCUGUGCCCCUGCAGGAACGCCGAGCUCGCCGCGCUGUCCAUCCCCCCCGUCCUCCAGGGACUCCCGGGGAAGCCAGAAGAGAACGAGGUGCUAAAAUACCCCUACGAAACCGACAUGAAGGUGACGCUGGGAUCCCGGCCUCCGUGUACCAAGGCGGAGGACGCCCAGUUCUGGUUUGACGCCAGCCGCAAGGGGCUGUACCUGUGUGUGGGCAGCGAGUGGGUCUCCGUGUUAGCAGCCAGAGAAAGACUGGACUACGUGGAGGAGCACCAGCGCCUGUCCACAAACGCGGAGACGCUGGGCAUCGAGGUCUUCGCCAUCCCCGAGGCCGGGCUCUUCGUCGCCACCGCCAACCGCAGGGCCACGUCCGCCAUCUACAAGUGGACGGACGGCAAGUUCGCCUCCUACCAGGACGUCCCCACGCACCAGGCCCAGUCCUGGAGGCACUUCACCAUCGGGAAGAGGAUCUUCCUGGCCGUGGCUAACUUCGAACCGAAUGAAAAGGGCCAGGAGUUCUCCGUCAUUUACAAGUGGAGCCAGAGGCGGCUGAGGUUCACGCCGUACCAGCGGGUGCCCACCCACAGCGCCCGGGACUGGGAGGCCUUCGAGGUGUCCGGGGAGCACUUCCUGGCCGUGGCCAACCACCGGGAAGGCGACAACCACAACAUCGACAGCGUCAUCUACAAGUGGAACCCGGGCAGCCGGCUCUUCGAGGCCAACCAGACCAUCGCCACCUCGGGCGCCUACGACUGGGAGUUCUUCACGGUGGGGCCCUACGCCUUCCUGGCCGUGGCCAACGCCUUCAACGGCACGUCCACGCGGCUGCAGUCCCAUCUGUACGUGCGCCUGGGCGGCUCCUUCCAGCUCUUCCAGUCGUUUCUGACGUUUGGCGCCGCGGACUGGGAGGUUUUCCACAUCGGAGAGAGGAUCUUUCUUGCCGUUGCAAACAGUCACCGCUACGACGUGGAAACGCAAGUGCAAAAUGACUCCUAUGUCAUCAACUCGGUCAUCUACGAGCUGAACGUCACCACUCAGACCUUCGUCAGGUUCCAGGAGAUCCCUACCUGCAGCGCCCUGGACUGGGAGUUCUUCUCCGUGGGGGAGGAUUCCUUCCUGGUGGUUGCAAACUCCUUCGACGGAAAUACCUUCUCGGUAAACAGCAUCAUUUACAGGUGGCAGGGGUACGAAGGUUUCGUGGCGGUGCACAGCCUCCCGACCUUCGGCUGCAGGGACUGGGAGGCCUUCCGCACGGCGGCCGGUUCCUACCUGGUCUAUUCCAGCGCCAAGGAGCCGCUGUCCCGGGUGCUGAAGCUGAGGACUGUGUGACGGCCGGGACCCCGGGAGCAGACCCGCUGGACCGCACCCCAGAAGCCCACCCGAGAAGCCCUGGAACUCAGCGGGGGUGGGGUGGCCACCACCUCGCCAUCCCCAGCCCUGUCCCAGCCCCCAUCCAGUGGGGGACAGCAUCCCUCCGCCUGGUGACCACGGUGGCUGGACUCGUGCAGGUCGCUCCGUGCUGCUCCCGCACGUCUGCUGUCCUGCAGGGAUUCCCCUUUAGAGGAAAAGUUCACACAAACUAUUUCCUCAAAAACGGCGGGGCAUCGUCGCCUGCCCGCCUCAUCCGCCACGCAGCCGGACACUCAGGCUGGGGAGCCCCACGCAGGACCGCUUGAUGCUGUUUGAUGUAUUUGUACCUGCUAUUUAUUAUACUCAACCUAUCCUGAAAUAUAUUUAUGACCUCUUUAUGAAAAGCA
This is a messenger RNA of Sus scrofa (pig), 2863 nucleotides long. RefSeq names its product thrombospondin type laminin G domain and EAR repeats (gene TSPEAR). The record is from RefSeq and is a predicted model, not a curated record. Gene Ontology annotation, biological process: signal transduction. Lineage: Eukaryota; Metazoa; Chordata; Mammalia; Artiodactyla; Suidae.